GUCAAAUCUGUCAUAGAAAAAUGCAAAAUUAAUUCAGUAAAAUUUCCGCAAAUAAGGAAAUUAUAGUAAAAUUUCCCAAUUUAAAUAUUUAUAUUUCGUGUGAUGUCCAAACUUUAUUUCCAUCUUGGUUGCAUAACAUCAUAUCUCAAAAUGCAGACGGAAGUGAUAAACAGCAAUAUUGAAAUUUAUCAAGCCACUGACGACGCAACGACUUCUCGAAAAUUAGACGUGAAUCCUAUGUAUUCCUCGCACAAUAUGAACGAUUUAGAUACACUUAAUUACCAAUCUGCUGACGACAUCAGGCAAACUAUGAAAGCGGUGCUAUCUGGGAAACAACGAAAUGUCUACGACGGAAUCGAGGAUGCUAGCUCUACUCCAACAACACAUAAUAAAUUUUCUCAUAAUUCAGGAAGUCAAAAACUUAAAAAAGAGGACUGUGGUUUAAGGUUGCACGUUGUCGAUUCAAAUACAAAUUGUAAGUCGACGGCUGCCUUGAGGAAGCGAGGCAGGCCACCCAAGGCUGGUCCCUCGAAGAAGUUUAAGCAGAUAAAAAAUGUAGCUGAGUUGUAUAAAGGGAAGCUGUCGAACGUGGUGCAAAGUCCAGGCAUUGGUUGUUCGAAUAACUCUUUUUCGGACACUGACUGGUUUUAUUGGCACUGUAAGUACUGUAACACGUUCAAUUUGAACUGAACGUCUUACAGCACUUACAGUGAACAGAAGGAAAUAAAAAACAUGUUAGCUUUUGUAAUAUCGGCGUGUAAAUGAAGAGUACGUAAUUUUCAAAGUCUGGUAUUGUCUGU
Hyposmocoma kahamanoa is the source of this 800-nucleotide messenger RNA. RefSeq lists its product as uncharacterized. NCBI's taxonomy places the organism in Eukaryota, Metazoa, Arthropoda, Insecta, Lepidoptera, Cosmopterigidae. The coding region runs from base 103 to 690 and encodes 195 amino acids. The transcript is spliced from 2 exons. The record is from RefSeq and is a predicted model, not a curated record.